AUGGAAGAAAUUUCAGAGGAGCGCGGGAAAUCCAUGGCAGCUCCAGCGAUUUUCGUCCUCGUAUUCUUCAUUAAGCACUCUCGUAUUCGAUUGCUUGUUUCAGGCCAUCAACAUUUGCGCAAGCUGCAAAACUUAGAAGAAUGGCAGCUUCGAAGGAGAAGGAGCUUGCGGAAUAUCAAGAAAUGCGUGAAAAAGGAUAUGAAUAUGUCCUUUAGUACAUACGAAAAGCUCUUACUAAUAUCAAAGGUUGUUACGUAUGUUUUGCUUGUUUUAUGGUUCUGGAAGAUGCCUGUGACCACAAUAUCCGAUCAACUUGUGCAACCUUUUGGCAAGUUGAUAUCUUGGAGAGCAGGAAGAUCUUUGGAAGACGAUCUUGCGGUAAUGUAG
Messenger RNA from Striga hermonthica, 387 nucleotides. The record is from the annotation of a GenBank genome assembly. Lineage: Eukaryota; Viridiplantae; Streptophyta; Magnoliopsida; Lamiales; Orobanchaceae.